AUUUGAUCUAAGUUACGUUUUUAACCCCAACCUUGUUGUAAAACUGCUGCAAGUUUACAGUCGUGUCAAUGAUUUUGUUCCUCUAACCAUCAUACUCUCACUCCGCCCUAGCGCCGCCUCCGCCCGCCGCCCUCUCCUCACUUUAGGAACUCCUCAUUACACUCAGUGAACUUCAGAUACUCCGUCCAUGGAAGCUCGUUCCGAUGCUGACCCGAAACCCAACCCUAAGGAGAGCUCGAUUCCGGACCUGAAACCCUACGAGGAAAUCGAAGAUGACGAAGAAGAAGAUACCGAGCUGGAGGAGGAAGAAGAAGAAAACGAAAAUGAAUCCGAAACCAUGACUCCUGAGUCCCGAAUUCAGAGGGAUCGGGCCAACAUGAACUCCCUAUUCAGGCGUCUAUCGAAGGAGCAAGUCCCCGUCCGGGUCCAUGACGUCAUCAUCAAGGGGAACACGAAGACCAAGGACUCCUUGAUCGAGGCGGAGGUCGAAUCGAUUUUCAGGGACGCCACUAGCUUCCAGCAGUUGCUGCGCGCUGCCGCUGAUGCCAGCGCGAGGCUGCAGAGCCUCGAAAUUUUCGAUUCGGUCAAUAUUACCCUCGACGCGGGUCCGCCGGAGCUGCCAGGAACUGCGAACAUCGUCAUUGAGGUUUCUGAGGUUUCGAACCCACUUUCUGGAAAUGUUGGGAUUUAUACAAAACCCGAGGCUAGAUCUUGGUCAUUAGAAGCAUUACUGAGGCUGAAAAAUCUGUUUGGUUAUGGGGAUUUAUGGGAUGGUUCAGUGGGUUAUGGCUGGGGUCAAGCUUUGGAAGUCAGCUCAGGAGUUUUUCUGCCAAGAUUCAAGGAAAUUCCUACUCCAUUGUCGGCAAGAAUAUCUAUGGUUUCCCAGGAUUGGCUGAAGUUUUCUUCGUAUAAGGAGCAAGCCCUUGGUCUCUCACUCGGUCUGUUGGAAACUGGGAAGCACAGUUUAUCCUACAACCUCUCCUGGCGUACUUUAACAGAUCCAUCUCAAAUGUCUUCUCACACCGUGAGGCGGCAGCUUGGACAUAAUUUGCUCUCAUCCUUGAAGUAUGUUUUUAAAGUUGACCGAAGGGAUUCAUCUUUGAGGCCGACUAGAGGCCAUGCUUUUGUCUCGACUACUCAAGUUGGUGGUCUUUUUCCUGAUGCUCGGAGCCUACGUUUCAUUCGUCAGGAGUUUGAUCUUCGUUAUGCAAUCCCCCUGGGAUUUUCCCGUGCUGCACUAAACUUGGGAAUAUCAGCCGGCGUGCUAAUUCCAUGGAGCAGAGCAUCACUGAGUAUGCCCUCAUAUCUGCCCGAGAGGUUUUUCAUAGGUGGCAAUUCUUCUCCCGUUUGCUCCUUAAGUGGGCCCCUCUCCGUUUUGGGUUUCAAGACCAGGGGAUUGGGCCCUGCGGAGCCUAGAAGAGUUGUGAGAGCUAAUUCUGGUGAUGAGGGAUCAGAUUAUUCUGGGCUUGAUCAUGUUGGCGGGGAUCUUGCUGUCACUGCAUUUGCGGACCUCUCGUUUGAUCUGCCUCUGAAGGUUUUGAGGGAUGCCGGUAUACAUGGGCACGUGUUUGCUAACACUGGUAGCCUGAACAAAUUGAGUGAGAACGCGUACAAGGGACUUUCUCUGCAGAAAUUUAAAGAUUCUUUCCGAAGCACUGUCGGAGUUGGACUCAUUGUACCCACCAAGCUAUUCCGGAUGGAGGUGAACUACUGCCACAUUUUGAAACAGCAGGGACACGACCAAGGGAAGAGUGGGGUGCAGUUUAGCUUCUCUUCCCCACAGUAACUUGAGUGACAAUUUUCUUAACCUUCACGAGCUUUUACCUUGAGGUGGAACUUGAGUAAUUUUCGUUUCCUGUUGUUUUGAUAUCCAAAUUCGGACAACUCAAUGAUCUGCAGUCUUACAUUAUGGAGAGCGUAAAUGUAGGAGGCACAAACCGAAAACAAAAAAGAAUGGCUGAACCUUCGGAUAUGAAAAAUUGUCAACUGGUUGGUUGCUUCAUGUAGGUUGAUGAAGGAAUGAAUAAUAACUGUCUAAAUAUCAAUCGCUUGUUUCAGUAUCUACUUUGUCAGAAGUGAAAUUUAUUUGUUGCCAUGGUCAAUUUUUAUUUGCUGCAGUUUCUUAUGGAUUCCUCUUGAGAAGCUGAAAAAAUAGUGGCAAGUACAAGCAUAUUCUGACUUUUUUCUUUUCCUUCUUUUGGUUAUGUUUUAAAUUUUAAUCGAAGUUCCCAUUUUCUAAUUAUUAUCAAGUUCAGUUUUACACAAUGGGCCAAAGAGCUGGGGCCCAACUAUGCAAGCCCAUAUUUUGGUGAGGAUAACAAUUAAAAUGAAAUCUCUUGCUUGUGUAAAGAGGGAAACGACG
Molecule: messenger RNA, 2362 nt
Organism: Striga asiatica
Lineage: Eukaryota; Viridiplantae; Streptophyta; Magnoliopsida; Lamiales; Orobanchaceae
Source: the annotation of a GenBank genome assembly